CGUUUAGUUCAACAUAUUGCCAUUUCGCUCCGUGUUCGUGUGACGUUGGACAACUAAUAAAAACAAUUCUAAUUUCAAACUACAUUGUACUUUAUUUGGUAAUGUUAAACCUAAGCUAGACAUAAUUUUGGUUUUGAAAAAUCAAAUUGAUCAUGUCUGAUGAAAGUAGUUACUACAGUCCUGGCGAAGUUGCAGAGAGCGAGAAAGAAAACAACGUCGGCCUUCUUGCACGAAACCUCAUGCCGGAGUUCCAGGAUGAAAUUAAAACCAUAUCAAAUAAAAAUACGGAAAGUCGUGAACCAAUAAAAGUUUAUUUGAGAAUAAGGCCUUUUUCACAAGAUGAACUGAAGGCAUCAGAAGAUCAAGGAUGCCUCACAAUUAUGGAUGACAAGACAGUUCUACUAAGCGCUCCGCGGGAUUCGUUUACCUUCAAAAGCAGCAUACGAGGGAUUGCAGAACAAAAUCAUCAGUUUUCUUUCUCAAAAGUAUACGAUGAAAAAAUUUCACAAAAGGAUAUAUUUGAUGAUGCAAUGCUGGGAUAUGUCAAAGAUUUCUUAGAUGGGAUAAACUGUCUUGUUUUCACAUACGGAGUGACAAAUUCAGGGAAGACAUUUACAAUCCAAGGAAACCCCAAAAAUGGUGGAAUCCUUCCACGUGCUCUGGAUGUUCUGUUUAACAGUAUCAAAGGAAAGCAAUAUGAACAUAUGAAUAUAAAACCAACAAUGUAUCAAGAUGUUUCCAGUUUGACUCAAGAGCAGCAACACUACGAAGAAGUGCUCAAGAAAGCUGUUUUAAACGCAGGGCAAAAGCAUGACAUUGAUUUGUCAAUUUUGUGGAAAAUAGACACCACUUCCCAGAGUGAUCUAUCUACGAUUUCAGCUGCCAGUACUGCUUCAAGCAGCUAUAUCACAGCUAAUGAUGACGAUUACAGCUCAAUUUCUGAGGAGCUAAAAGAGAGAGUUUGUGAUGGGACAGUUAUUGACAUUAAUUCUCAAGGACCAGUGAAAUUCAGUGUUUGGGUGUCCUUUGCUGAAAUUUACAAUGAAUAUGUUUAUGAUCUUCUGGACCCCACUCCUCUUGGAAAAGGAAAAAAGAGACCAACACUAAAGCUUGGCGAUGACAAAAAGGGGAAUCCAUACAUCAAAGGGUUGAAGGAAAUCCAAGUAAACUCUGCUGAUGAGGCAUUCAAGGUUCUGAGGGUUGGCCAAAAGAAUCAGAAGAUUGCUGCAACAAAGUUGAAUCAAAAUUCAAGCAGAAGUCAUUCAAUUUUUACAAUAAAAACACUCAGAGUUGUUGAUGUUGAUGAACCACAUGUUGCUCGUAUCAGCAGGUUGUCUUUUGUGGACCUGGCUGGAUCUGAAAGGUACUGCAAAACACAGAGCACAGGGGAUCGUUUGAAAGAGGCUUCGAAUAUAAACACGUCAAUCAUGACCCUUGGAAAAUGCAUCGAAUAUCUACGAUACAACCAGCAGCACAAGAAUCACCCAGUCAUUAUCCCAUUUAGAGAAAACAAACUGACUCGACUGUUUCAAGGGUUCUUUGUUGGGAAAGGCAAAGCCUGCAUGGUCGUGAACAUCAGUCAAUGUGCGUCUGUUUUUGAUGAAACCUACAAUGUACUCAAGUUUGCAUCCGUUGCAAAGCAGGUUACGACUAAAAGUGCUCGAAACACCGAUAUUUUCAAACCAAAGCAGCCACCGAAACCAUUGCUGGCAACUGCAACUCCUGUGAACAAGUUUGGAAAGCACAGUUUAAUAAGUAUGGGCUUCACUACGCCCAGGCCUAUCCAAAAGGACAUUAUGUUUGAAUCUAUGUGUGCUGAAAAUGAUGAUGAGCCCGUGCAGGUCCUCAUCAAAAAUUACGAAGCCCUUCGUAAACAGUUGGUCGAUGAACGACGCAAAAAUGCUAUGAUGGAGCUGAAAAUAAGAGAGGAGGUUUGUGCUGAGAUGUCAGAUCAAAUUGUCGAAAUUGAAAGAAAUUACAACGAGCGACUUCAGGAAGAGCAGGAAACGAUGGAAGAAAUGUGUGAACGAAGAAUUGAGAUGCUUACGAAAUCAAUGAAGAAGGCGAGGAAGAAGAGGAAGCUUGACAGACUCGAAUCAGAAGAUGACGUCUCCAAUGUGCUGUAUCAAGCAGAAAAGAAUAGAGUUAAGGAGCGCGAUGAAAUCAUACGAACCCUUCGUGCCAAACUUGCCGAGAAAGAAAUCGCCCAUGAGUUUUAUAAACAAGCACACACCCCUGAGCAGCACCCAAAAGUAAUCCAGCGCCUGCAAAGUGAACUUGAUGAGGCAAAAGAGACCGUCAAGGUGAACGAGAGCCAUAUUGAGGACCUUCAAACGACUUUGAAUUGUGCACAAGAUGCUCUUGAAGAGAAGGAACUUGAGGUCGAGAAGCUAAAAGAAGUUGUGGAGUUAACUGAAAGCCAAAAUGAAUUGGUCGAGUUGAAGGUGCUGCUUGAAGAGACGAGCAAAGCUUUGAACGAGGCUAGGCUCAAGCUCGAUGGAAGGGAUGAAAAAAUAAAGGAGAAGGAUGACAUCAUCGCCCAGUUCAGUGAACAGCUGCGAUCUCUUCAAGAAAAACAGCUGGACAAAACAGAGGUUGAAGAGUUUGGACGCGAGCUUGCUAAGCUUGAGGAGCAGGGAAAAUUACUGCAUGAAAGAAACGAGUUUCAGUGCAGCGAAUUGAAACAGCUGCGUCUCGAGAAAGAUGACAUUGAUUUUCAAAGGAAAUUGCUCAGCAAUAAGGUUGAGGAGCUGAAGAGGCAGUUAGCAGAGAGUGAGGAUAGAAGGGAGCAGCUGGGGUUUAAAGACGAGGAACAGAAAAAAAAGAUUAAACGAUUCAUGGAUAUAGUUAGUAAUCAAGAAACAGCAUUAAUAGAGAGUGAGGCGAUAAUCGAGCAACUGAAUGAGAAAAUUGAGCAACUGACAGCCAAACGAGCAAUUGUGGAUGAUAAUCAGUUGCAAAAAGAUCAGGAAGUAUCUGAAGACGAGGAUGAGAUUGUUUUUAAGUUACAAGAAACAGAAACGAAAGCAAAAUCUAUUAGUGAGAGAGAAAAUCUGGCUCAAGUUGAAAGUGAAAAGCUUGAUUUAAGAAGAGAAGUGAGACAUUGCAUGGAGAAGAUUGAAAAUCUUGAAAAGGAGCUUGCAAUGAAAGAAGAGGAGCUUGCUACUCAACAGACCAAAUAUGAUACAGAACUUGAGGUUCUGAGUGGCAGAAUAGAUGGGGCGUUUAGAAAGUUGGAAGAUAAGGAGAAAGAAAUUGACAUGUUGAAAAUUAAGCACGCAGAUGAAAUAAAAUGCCAUGAAGAGAAGUUUACUAAUCGAGAGGAUGAGUUAAAAUUAAAAAUUGAUGUGUUUGAGAAAGAGGUAAGAGAACUGAAAGCUGUGGCUGGAGAACAAAAAGAGGAAGUAAAUCCUAGACAAAAGAAAUCUGAGAACAGUCCAGUUGGUAGUGAAGGCAAGGUAGUUGAAAUCAAAGCUGGAUCUGGAAGUAAUAGUAUUCAAGGAUCCAAGAAGGAUGCUUUUGCUGUGAAAGGUGUAGUUUCAGUGAAGUCUUUUGCUAGUGGAAUGAAAGGUGUGAAACCAAAGGCUAAGGCUGGAUCUUUCAUUCGGGCAUCGGCUGCUAGCCCAAGGUCCCCGUAUAAAUCGAGUAAUGUAGCUUUUAAAGAGAUGGAAAGGACUUUGAAAGAAACAUCAGAGGCAUUGGAUAAGAAAAAUGAACAGGUUGUGAUGAAAAAUAGGAUGGUAGCAGAUUUACAGAGUAGAAUCAAAGAGUUGGAAGAUGAAAUAGAAAUACUAACUGAAGAAAAAUUGAACAUGAAAGCAACAAUGGUCGAAGAAACGAGCAAGUCAAAGAAUGUUGAGUUGAAAAUUGAAGAGAUGAAUGUGGAUAUACAAAGGGCAAAUGAUGAAAUAGCCCACUUAAAGGAAGAAAAAGUCCGUAACAAAAAUGACUUGUUAGCUUUUUCAGCAUUGAAAAAAGAAGCGCAAAUACUAAAAGAGAAAAAAGGCCUUCUUGAAACAACUGUCGAGAAAUCUCGUGAGAAGAUCGAAGAACUUGAGACUUUAUUCAACGAAGAAAAGUCGAAGAGUGAGGAAAAUGAGGAUCAGCUGAAAAAGUUCAUGUCUGCACAAGAAGUUGCCUUGAAAGAAAUUUCAGUUCUGAAGGAACAGCUUGCUGCAAAGACGGAUGAAAUCGUGUCACUUGAAGGAAAGCUUUUGGAACUUCGUGAGGCUGAGAAAAACUUUGGUGAUUUGUUGUCAGCAAAAGAAGUGCUUGAGAAUGGAAUGAAAGAGAAGGUAAAAGAAUUUAACGAGUUAAAAAUCCGACAUGAAGAAGUUGUUGCUAAUUUGAAAUCUGAGAUCACGGAGCUAAAAAGAGAGAAAGGUUCAUUGAUGGAUGAAGUUGCAACCAAAAAUAGCGAUCUAAGAACGAGAAUUAUGGAACUAAACAAGAUCAUGGAGGAGAAUGUUGAACUGAAGAGCAGUUUAUGUAAAGCUGAAGAGAAUAAUUCAUUGCUGGAAUUACGAAUGAAACUACGAACCACAGAAAAGGAACUUGACUCCAUGCAUACGAAGCAACAAGUCGUGACUGCUCUCGCAAAAGCUUCUAGAAAGGAAGAAGAAAGGAUAAAAGACAUGUCUGAAAUGAUAUCUGAGAGGGACCAGAUUAUGGAACGACAGAAAGAGCAAAUAGAAGAUAAACAGACGGAGAUUGAUGAUCUUUUGUCAAAGUUAGAAGACGCAAAGUGUCUAGAAAAAGAUUUGAUAAAAAAGCAACAAACUAUUCAAGAACUUCGAUGGACCAUCAUAAAAAAGGACGAGAAAAUCAAAGAACUUAAUUCAUUAGAGACAAAAAUGGCUGAUCUGGAAAACAAACUAAAAGAAUUUGAUGAAAUGAAAUUCCAGAAGGAAACGCUAACGAUGCAGGUUGAAACACAGAAGCGAUCUAUUAAAGAGCGUGAACAUCAAUUGGCUGCUUCAAGAAAGGAAAUCGAGGAACUCAAAACGGAAAUUAAGCUGAAUGCUGAAAAGGAUUUAUCAGACAAAUUUCAAACUCCGAAGGCAACACCUCUUUCAGAAUUAAAAAGAAAGAAUAGCGAAGAUAUUCCCCUCUCUGAGCUGAGAGAUUGCACCUCUUCAACUAAAAAAUCGCCAACAAGCUUACGAAGAUCCACGAGAGCCAGAAUAUCGUCAAUGAAGAAAACAAUAGGCGAAGAAAAUGACCCGGCUCCUGAAUACGUUGGAAGCAGUUUAAAGAAGAAGGGAAGUGAAAGGAAAGUCCUUUUUGAUCUGAACGAAGAGCCAACUAAGGUUCUUCAGGCUGAUACACCAGAAAGCGCACAACCAGAGAAAAAGCGGAGAAGAAAGCUGCUUGCCAAAACUGUUGGCAUCUGUGCAGAAUCACCACAGAUCAUCCCUCCUUCUCCAACAAAAGACGAUGAAGUUACGGUGAUUGUCAAGAGGCAGUUGCGAUCGUCAUCCCGCAAAUGAAAGUGUCACACCAACAGUGGAGGACCUUCGGGUGAAUCUGGAAGUCUUUGGGCACAUUUGAGGCUAAACGAACAAAUGUAGAAUAGCAGAAUCCUUUGAUUGGUAGUGCAGAAUUUCUAGCAACAGUUGAUGCAUAAUGAUCAGAUUUCAUUGUUGAUUUAGAAGAUAAAUACCAUUGUUGGGCCAUUCCCCCUUCCUUAUACCGAAAUGUGAUCAAAUUCUUCUUUUUUGCCAUUGUUUCUUGAGACAGUUUUUGCAAAAGCCCCAGACACCUUUCUCUUCAUACCAUUCCAUUCUAGCCUGCGUGCAGAUUCGGAAAUUUAAAAGAGGAGUGAAAGUAGAGUCUGCGCAACAGAGCCGCUUUUCUUGUUUGCUGACAUCAACAUUUUAUUCUAAGCACUAGAACAACAACUCCAUUAGCGUGCAAUGUUUUUCUGUAAUUUUAGUUGUUCAAAAGAACAAACAGACCUAUUCUAUUAUCCUGAUACCAUACAUUUAUACUUCUGCUCAAAGGUGCCACUUUGAAAACUGAAAAAAAAACAAUCGAAGUUCCUCAAACCAAUCAAAUUCGAUUCCUUGAUUUCGAGGAACCUGUGAACAAGGAAAUCGGCUCGGCUUCGCAGACUCUACUUUUUCGCCUAUUUUCAAUUUUGUCAACAGAGUCUGCACGUAGGCUAUUCCAUCCCUGAUGACGGGAGUAGUGGUUAUGUGCUUUACAAUACAUGUACAGGGGCGUUAACUCUCCACCAUAGUACCGGGUUAGACUAACUGGCUUCUGAAAUAGAGGCUCGAAAGCUUUUGCCUCUCAUCCAAUCCUGGUGACUGGCUCUUCGAUUCUAACUGUAAAUAGCGUUUUUGAGCAUCGCCGUAGAAAAAUUUUAUUCUCGUUAUUUAAUUUAUUUUAUAGAUAUUAAUUAUUAUAUAAGUUGGUAUUAAACUCAUUUUAAAACAUUUUUCAUACAGUCCAUUAUCAAUUA
Molecule: messenger RNA, 6466 nt
Organism: Rhopilema esculentum
Lineage: Eukaryota; Metazoa; Cnidaria; Scyphozoa; Rhizostomeae; Rhizostomatidae
Biological process (GO): spindle elongation; microtubule-based movement; mitotic spindle assembly
Cellular component (GO): mitotic spindle; nucleus; spindle microtubule
Molecular function (GO): microtubule binding; ATP binding; plus-end-directed microtubule motor activity
Source: RefSeq, a predicted model, not a curated record